AUGUUUUUCAUGCUUUUAUUUGUCUUAUUUAUCUCUUCCUAUAUACCGGUGGUCAAGACAUUCAACCUUGACAUUAUUUCUCCUGGUCUACGUACAGGUCCAUCAAAGUCCCUUUUUGGCUUUGCUGUCGUAUCUUCAUCAACUAAACAACAAUGGGCUUAUGUUGGUGCACCUCGAGCAUUACUUACUCGACAACGAUCUUCCAUUGUGUCAUCUAAUAGUACUGAAACUAUACCAGUUGGUCGCGUAUUCGGUAAUAUUUUUGAAUGUCCAAAUGGUACAGAUGAAUGUCGGCCGAUUCUUAUUGAGAAUGAAUUAUCUCAAGCAAUGCCUUCAUUUCAUACUGUACUUGAUGAUGCUUGGCUUGGUUCAUCCCUCAUAGCGACAUCAGAUGAUUCACUUGUUACAUGUGGUUAUCGUUUAAUGCGCAAUAUUAGUAUAGAUCGAUAUGAUACACGCGGUGCUUGCUUUAAAGUAUCAUCUGAUCAUCAAGAUGUUUCUUAUUAUGAUUUCUGUGAACAAAGCUCUGAAACAGAACUAUUACAUGAAGGCAGUGCUCUAUGUCAAAGUGGCCUUAGUUUAGCUUAUAUACCAUCUGGAGGACGAUCAGAUAUUAUUGCAUUCGGUGAACCAGGUGCCUUUCAAUGGUCUGGCCGAAUAGAAGCUGAUUAUUCUGAUACUCUUUUACGACAAUUAUAUGCAUAUAAAUCAGCUUCUUCAACACCAUUACCAUAUAGUUAUUUAGGUUAUUCAGUAUUGAUAAUUAAAAGUAAAAGUCGAGAUAUAAAUGAUAGAUCAUAUAUAUUUAUUGCAUCAGCACCACGUGCAUCAAAUGGUCGAGGAGAAAUUCGUUUUUAUACGAAACGUUUUGUAUCAACAAAUAAUUUUGGUUAUGAUACAUUACAAACAAUAUUUCAAAUAAAUAAUAAUCAUUCCAUGCCAUAUGUUCUAAUUGGUGAACAAUUAGGAAGUUAUUUUGGAUAUGCAAUGACAGCAGGAGAUUUAAAUGGUGAUGGACAUACAGAUCUUGUUAUAAGUGCACCAUUUUAUUAUUCAAAAAAACCAUCAUAUGGUGGUGCUGUUUAUAUUUAUUAUGGAUUAAAUGGAAAAUUUUCAAAUGAUCGACGUCAGAUAUUAUUUGAACCACCGAUACAUUCACGUUUUGGUUUUUCUGUUGCUUGUAUACCUGAUUUGAAUAAAGAUGGAAUCGAUGCAAUAUCAGCACCGGGUGAAAAAGAUGAUAUUCAUACAGGUAGUGUGUAUAUUUAUCUUGGCUCUCGAAAGAAUGAAUUAGCAAAACAUACACAAAAAAUUGUACCAAGUCAAUUAUUAAUUAAUUUAAAACAAACAACAAUAAUAAAUGAUUUUGGAUUUUCAUUAGCUACACAAUCACCAUUUAAAUAUUCAUCAAUAUCAACAUCAUCAUCAACAUCCAUAGUAUCAUCAAAUUCAACAAUAAUAAUCGAUUAUCCAUCAUUAAUUAUUGGUAUACCUAAAGCAGAUAUGAUUGUUCAUUUGAGGUCACAUCCAUUAGUAAAUGUUAAUGUACGAAUUGAAAAUAUGAAAGAAUUACAAGCAAUUCGUUAUAGUUCAGAAAAUCGUCCAUGUAAAACAAUUGAUGGAACACCAGUUGUUUGUUUUGAUGUACGAUUAUGUUUUGAUUCAAAUGAUAAAUUAGCACAAAAUUUAAUUAUUAUUUAUACAUUAACAGCUGAUGCUUUAUCAACAAUUCGAAGAAUUUUAUCAACUGUUAAUCAUUUACCUACAAUAACGAAUAAACAAGUUUUGAAUACAUGUGAAAAUCAAACAUUUAUUACAAAGAGUGGAAAUGAUGAUUUUUUAACUCCAAUUCAUUUUUCACUUGUUUACAAUAUAUCUCAAGAUCGAAAUGAUCUUCGAGGAAAACCAUUUAUUCUUGAAGGUAACAUUCCAAUGAUUAAUGCAACUGAAGAAGAACGAACAAAAAAAUUUCAAGCAAAUUUUUAUAAAGGCUGUGGAAAUGAUGAUAAAUGCAUCACUGAUCUUCAAUUAACAGCCGAAUUUGUUAAUGGACAAAAAGCAUUAAAUCUUUCGGUGCUUGGUAUUGAUUCUGAAAUACGUAUUCGUCUUAAUUUAUCAAAUGUACCAUCAGAACCCCAUCGUCGGAAAGCUGAUCCAGCAUUUGGAACAAAAAUUGAAGUUUAUUUUCCAACAUCAUUUGUUCAAUUUUCACAAGCAAUUAUGGAUGAUAACACUUAUUCAUGUCAGCCAAUACAUCGAAAUCAUGUUCGUUGUAAAAUGUCGGAUUAUUUUAAUAAUCCAUUUCCACCAGAAAAAUAUUCUAUAACUGAACUUGUAUUUACAUUAUCAAAUGUAUCAUUAAGUAAUAUUUUACAUUUUGAAUUUAAUUCAACAACAUUAACUGAUGAAACAAAUUUGAAUAAUAAUAAUGUUACAUUAAUAGCUAAAGUUUUAUUAAAAACUGAUUUAAGUUUACGUGCAGCACAUGAACCUGAACAAGUAUCAGUUAGUGGUGAAGGAUCUCUUGGAUUAAGUUCAAUUAAAAAUCUUGAUCAAUUUGGAAUGGAAGUUACACAUAUUUAUACAAUAAUAAACAGUGGUCCAAAUAGUGUGCGUUCACAUAAUGUAACAAUUUUUUGGCCAUAUGAAACAUUAGAUGAUGAAUGGGAAAAUGGAAAAAUUUUAUUGUAUCUUGUUGAAGAACCAAUUGUUGAAAUUUCAUCAACAUUAACUAGUACAGGUACAAAAAUCGAUGGUCAAUGUGAACGAUUACCACAAUGGCGUGAUCACAUUCGUAUACUUGAUCUACUUAAUCGAACAUCAUCAAUUAAUCGACAACGUCGUGAUGAACAAAAUGUUGAUAGUGUUAUUGAUCCUAAAACAUCAUUAACAGUAACAAUAACUCCACCAACAUCAUCAUCAAAUAUUCGUACAUUAACAUUAACAUGUGAUCCAACAUAUCAAAAUGUUCGUUGUUAUCCAAUACAUUGUCAUAUUAAAAGUCUUUCAGCACAAAGUUAUUAUUUCAUUAAACUUCGUGCUCGAUUAUGGAAUAGUACAUUAAUUGAAAAUUAUUUUGAUACAUAUGAUCGUGUUGAUAUACAAUCAUAUGCAUCAAUACAUAUUAAUGAUCUACUGAUAUUUCAAACAUCAACUGAUAAUGAUAAUGCUACAGCUACAACAGCUGCAGAAUUUGCUAAUCGAUCUGAUAAAAUUAUUGUACCUCGUUUACCUCUUUGGGUUCCAUUAGUUGGAGCUAUGGCUGGUCUUAUUCUUCUUGUUUUCAUUGUUAUUGUCUGUUGUUUGCUUGGUUUUUUUCAACGAACAAAAGCACCACCAUUAAAAAAGAAACCAACAACACUUACACUUGAUGGUACAACAACAAAUAGUUCAAGUGACGAACACCAACGAAUACUUCUUCGACAAACAUAUCGACAACCUAUACUUCUUCCAUCAUCAACGACAAAUUCAUUCAAUGAUGAAAAUUAUCAUUCACAGCAAACAACAAUACCAUUAAUACAUUCAAUACCUGAAGUACCAUCAGCUGAUAAUCAUGAUCAAGAUAUUGAUGAAGAUGAAGAAGAUGAUGAAUUAAUACAAAAUAAUCUAGGUAAUCAAUCUGAUAUUGAAGAAGAAGCACGUUUUCCAGUUGAAGAUGAUGAUGAUGACGAAUAUUCAUCGAAAAUGAAUGAACGUUUAGUAGAUGGAGAAUCAAUCAAUCAAUGA
Rotaria sp. Silwood2 is the source of this 3726-nucleotide messenger RNA. The record is from the annotation of a GenBank genome assembly. NCBI's taxonomy places the organism in Eukaryota, Metazoa, Rotifera, Eurotatoria, Philodinida, Philodinidae.